Penicillium nucicola is the source of this 2253-nucleotide messenger RNA. Its product is annotated as J domain-containing protein. Lineage: Eukaryota; Fungi; Ascomycota; Eurotiomycetes; Eurotiales; Aspergillaceae. Bases 1 to 2253 code for a protein of 750 amino acids. Gene Ontology annotation, biological process: cristae formation. The record is from RefSeq and is a predicted model, not a curated record. The transcript is spliced from 4 exons.
AUGUCCUCUCAAUUUGACCAGCUCUCGAGCGGGGAGUUCCGCACAACGGUCGAAGAUGACGGACUCGACGCCGACUACAGCAUGAUCGCAGAAUACCCCGAAGAAGUCGAUUACUACGUCCUGCUAGGCCUCGCAAAAACGCCACCUCCAUCCGAUGCUGAUAUCCGAUCCGCCUACCGGAAUUUGACUCUCAGCUUUCAUCCGGACAAGCAGCCGCCGCACCUCCGCGAUGCCGCCGAGAGCCACUUCAGACAUAUCCAGGAGGCCUAUGAGACGCUGAUUGAUCCCAAAAAGCGAACCGUAUAUGAUAUAGCUGGCGCCGAGGGCGUGCGACAGGAAUGGGGUCAAUUUGGGGCCAUGGGGAUCGCGGGAGAGGCACAAAGGCAAGAAGUCGGAGUUAAGGCGAUGUCGCCGGAUGAAUUCCGACGGUGGUUCUUGAAAUCGAUGAAGAAGCGUGAGCGGAAAGCUGUCGAAAGCUUAGUUUCGAGUCGGGGCGGUAUCACCUUAGGAAUUAAUGCCUCCUCAAUGAUCUCCGUGGAUGAGGAUGAAGAUGUAACGUUCCAUAUACCUUCGCCAAAGGUGACCACGUAUGGUGUUACGUAUAACUUCAAGACCCCAGUGUCAUUACCGCAACUUUGGACGACAGAGAACGAUGAAGACACCUCAAAUGACAAAGAAGCCGAAGAAGUGCAAGACGAGGAACUUGAACCUUUAUAUGUCACUUUGAAGGCUGGUAUAACCGGUGGCUUGGCUCGGCCUAGAAAGAUGGUGGCAAUCGAGUACGAGAAUGGAACAGAGGGAGAGGAAUCGGUACGUGGCACUGUUGCUCCAGCUUCGAUUAUUAGCUUACAGUGUUCUAGAUACAAAUGCCGCCGCUUGUCGCCUCUCAAAACUUCCAAUUCGGAGCCACCAGAUUCCUCGGUUACCGUAGAUGCUCUCCUUCUUCCCACACCAUCUAUGAAAGUGAACUUUGCGAGAGCCUUCCAGCCGCUCCCUGGUAUCAAGCCGUUCCAGGUCAGCGCAACCAGUGUUUACUCGCGCUCACUGUGGGAAACACCGCCUUCCCUGGAAGUUCAAGUCUCAAAAGAGAUUGCAAAGAGGAAGAUUGGAGUCCUCACAUGGAACAGUGGCUUGAUUGACUGGCCCGAUCUUCUUCAAGAGCGGUUCUCUUCACUCGGGAUGUCAGCUCAGAGUGCCGUGACUUCUAUGAACGAGGUCAGCAACCUACAACUUGGCUUAAUAUCACUGCCACCGCAAAACGCCAUAGAGUUUGACGAUGAUGACGAGGAGAGCGAAGAGCUGGACGAGGACACUCGACAUCUCCUUAAGAAGAAACGCAAUAUCGACCAAUCCGCUGAAUCAUGGCAGACCCAUCUUCAGGUGUCUCCAGGAGGAGGAGGCCUUGUACUGACAUAUUCGCGGAACAUCUUCUCCGGAAAGCCCGCUGAUGACCCAGUAAAGACUGAAUGGAGCUCCGAAGGCUAUUUCCCAAUGCCAUCUAUGGACCAGGCGCGAGCCGUCCGACUCGAGAUUUCAAGUGUUCUUGGGCUAGAUAUGUCUUUGAACUGGACCAUCAAGGGCGUUCGCCGAGUUGGCGAAUAUACUCGCGUUGGCCUCGGCAUUGGCAUCGCGGACAAGGGUAUCAUGAUGACAGUUUCAUGGAGCCGACUUGGUCAAAACAUCAACUUGCCAAUCAAUGUCUGUCCGGCUAACGAGGCAACAAGCGGUGCUACAGCGUUGGCUGCCAUCUUUCCCUGGCUGGCGUACUGUGCGGUUGAAUUUGGUUAUAUUCGUCCGCGUGAUAGAAAGAAGCGUCGACAGGCAGCCGCCAAGCGCCACCGCGAAUUGAAGAAGCUCAUUCCCAAGAAAUGUGAGGAGAGCCUUAAGGCCAUCGAACUCAUGUCAGACCAAGUACAGAGACGGCAAGCUCGCGAGGAAUCACAAGAUGGUCUCAUUAUCUUGAAGGCUGAGUAUGGGUACAUACCGCCAGCGAACAAGAAACCCAAGAAUGGGUUCACCGAGCCUCGGGUGAUUGAUGUUACUAUCCCUGUAGCUGCACUUGUUAACAAGAGUCAAUUGGUGAUUCCCGGAAAGUCGAUCAAGUUCCAAAUUUUGGGCUUCCAUGACCCUGCACCAUUGUUGCCCAAGCGGUUGAAGAUCUGGUAUAGAUUCCAAGGGCGUGAUCACUAUAUCGAGACGGGCGAUAAAGAGGACAUUGCCUGCCCCAUGCGUACGCAUUUGAUGUCUGAUUAG